Zingiber officinale is the source of this 354-nucleotide messenger RNA. RefSeq lists its product as uncharacterized. The coding region runs from base 1 to 354 and encodes 117 amino acids. NCBI's taxonomy places the organism in Eukaryota, Viridiplantae, Streptophyta, Magnoliopsida, Zingiberales, Zingiberaceae. The record is from RefSeq and is a predicted model, not a curated record. The transcript has a single exon.
AUGAAGAACUCACUUGGGUUUCCUCCAACAGCGAGGCACAACAUAUCUGCAGCUCUGCAAAGACUGAUCAAGAGCUUUGCUCAGCUGUUUGCUCUGCAGAGGGAGGAUGACGAGGUGGAACUGCAGAUUGGGUGCCCAACGGAUGUGCAGCAUGUAACUCACAUUGGCAUCGGUGCUUAUGGGAUUGGCACAUUGAGCAAUUGGGUGGGAGACCCUGAGUUGCUGUCCCUCUCGGUCCCGGCUCUGACGAUCGAGGAGAUGGAGCGAGUGCUGGUUCAAACAUCUGAUGAGAUCGUUGCUAAUGAAUCCCAUGAACAGCGCUUCCAGGCCCAUGGUCUGGAGACACCUGUAUGA